Molecule: messenger RNA, 831 nt
Organism: Mucor velutinosus
Lineage: Eukaryota; Fungi; Mucoromycota; Mucoromycetes; Mucorales; Mucoraceae
Exons: 2
Coding region: 1-831 (276 amino acids)
Source: RefSeq, a predicted model, not a curated record
AUGCGUCCUACAUCUCUGUAUUCGAUACAAGCAGAUCCAUAUCGCAACAGACGAGCCUCUACAAAAGAGAACUCGCCUACAACACCACAAUCGACGACACGGCUUAUUUUCCAGCCAGAACCAGGAAGACAAAACUCGUAUCUACCAUACUCGAAUCAUGCGCCAGACUUUGUGCAAUCAAGAGCCGAGCUCUAUGUCGAAGAAGACGAUACAGCAACCAUUGCAUCGUCCAGCCAUCCCGUUGACAUGAUCAACGGAGAGCAUGUGAGCCAUAUCCCUCACUUACAUCACAGUCAAUCCACCUCUUCACCGCACAUCUCCCUCGCAGACAAAUUUCGAUACAAAAAGAAGCCCACCACACAUAGAAUUUGGAUCAUCCUCUUUAGCUGCUUGGGAACGCUGGGUGUGUUGGGAUUGAUCAUCUACUUUUGCUGGCCACGACUACCGCAACUAGCCUUCAAGAGCGAAAAGGCAGAGCGCAUUGGUGAACCUGCAGAUUGGGGACCCAACCAACAGCCUUGGUUGCGAGUAGCUUGGAGGCUGAAUGUGACAUUAGAUAAUCAAGCUAAUUUCGUGCCCACUCGAGUGAAGGAUAUCGAGUUCAUUCUAAUGGAUCGAGAUACACACCAGCCAUUUGCGUGGUCUCGUACAGGGCCGUUGCAUCUCGCACCACACAAGGAAUCACUAGCGAUGCUAGUCUUCCGUGUGGACUAUGAGCCUCCCAAUGUGAAUGAUACCACGUUCAAGAACCUGUACAAUGCAUGUGGGCCCCAGAUGCCAACAGAGCCACCCGCAUUAAAUGUGACAAUGCAGGCAGGUAGACAUGAGUAG